AUGCGCCAUCGUCUCCAACUCCACAAUCCCCAGAACACGCUUCGAGCAUCGCCAGCCCCCCCUGUCGCCCACAUUCAGACUCAGGGUUACACUGACAACGGUCGUCUUGUUGCACCGCUGCCAGGGCUUGACGAAAACUCGCAGCUGCAGCUGCCGCCAGCGACAAGCCGACCCGCGACUGCCACGGGGUCAGUACCGGCAGCGGCGCAAAGUCUUGGUACUGGUACCUCACCGUCAUUGACUGCUGCACCUUCGGCAGACGAGACAGGGUUGCUGAACCGCCUUAUGCGACGACGAUUGGUUUCCAAGGACAAGGACGCCCAAAAUAAGAAGACGUCGAUUUCCGCAGGUAGUGAUAACACAAAUUUGUCUUCGGGAUUCGACCAGCAGAGGGCCACGGAGCAACGCGAGACGCAGACACGGCCUCUGCUCAUGAACCCGCUCAUGUUGAACCCGUCGCACCCAACACCUGCCGAAAGUGAGACUGUCUUGGAUACGCGAAGAGGCUCUUUGAAGUCCUCAGUGCCCCGAUUCCUACGUCCAGUCACACUAUCACAGCAAGCACCUGCGAAUGCGACCCAGACUGCCGGCGCGGCCAACUCACAGAAGCCCAAGUCGCCUCCCCGACAGCAGUCAAACAUGCAAACCUCGAGUUCUGAUGCGGCGGCGCAGCUCAAGUCGCGAUCCAAAUCGAGUUUUGGGAAGAGAUUCUGGUCGAGAUCCGGCGCCAACGAUUUUGGAGAGGACAACGUGACCAGCACCGAGACACCAGCAACAGCAUCGGCGCCGCGAACGGCCUAUGUUCCUAAACACGCCGCGGCUGACUUUUCGCGUACGACUUACACAAACACGUCGCGCCACAAUCGCCAUAGCUUUUCCUUUGGUAGCGACCCGGACAACGGCGCUCAAGCACUGGCCUCAAUAACGGCCGCCUCCUCCAGGGUGAACGAGACGGAGCAGCCUCUCCACAGGCAACGGACGCCAUCCGCAGAGACUGCCGAGAAGCGUAGGUCACGGGACAUGUCGCUUUCCAAGUAUGAGGCGCCGCCUCCCCACGAACUGCACCGGCGUCUCGAGAUUGUCAAGAGCAGCGAAAUUGAAGUGGUAACCACUAGGGAACCGGUCGCGGCCGACCCCUGGCAGCAGCAGCACAACGUAUUGCAAAAUGCUUCAAAUACGUCGUCGGCGAACGGCAAGGCUCCUGCAAGACCUCACUCUCGUCCAUUAUCAUCCAAACGACACAGCUUCAAUCUUGUAUCCGACCCUUACGCUAGAGACCUCACGCCGCCAAAGUCAAUUUCUCCAGUCGAGAUGGAAGCGCCAUUUGACCCGCCAAGCCAGCCAGAGCAGCAACAGGCGCCGCCAUCAGCACCGCCACGGCCCACCUCAUCUCACACGCGUCCGCAAUCUCGACAAGAGACUGCAUCUCAAGAGACUGGUAGCCGCGAGCUGACGGAUUAUGAACGUUUCGUAGCAGAGGCAGAGAUUGCCGAACGCGAAUAUCACGCCCAAAUGUGGCGAAACCUCGCACGACGUUCCGGACACUACGGGUACAGCGACAACCCUUGGAGCACAACUCGACAAGCCGAUGCUCCCGCUCCUGCUGCGCAACGCAACAACAAGAGAAGCAGCGCGCAGUACUCGGCGGGGGCUGGCAAACGUGCAAGCAUGAUGUCGUUUGCUGCGGCAGACGAGGAGCGCAACUUGAUCUCGUCAAGCUUUUACGGGGAGGCGCCACGCAAGCCGAGUCUCUCGCACAGCGCUAGUGUUGGGGCAGACGGGAAAAGGGGACUUCGACACCAAGGGAGCGUAUCGAAGAGAAUCUCGGACUACAUUAAGCCACCAAAGCCAUCCCAGCAAGCCACGUACGAGGAUUGGCCUUCUGGGCGAGCCAACCGACGGAGUGUCAUUGCUGGGAUUUCUGAGUAG
Molecule: messenger RNA, 1929 nt
Organism: Colletotrichum acutatum
Lineage: Eukaryota; Fungi; Ascomycota; Sordariomycetes; Glomerellales; Glomerellaceae
Exons: 1
Coding region: 1-1929 (642 amino acids)
Source: RefSeq, a predicted model, not a curated record